Molecule: messenger RNA, 1300 nt
Organism: Nicotiana attenuata
Lineage: Eukaryota; Viridiplantae; Streptophyta; Magnoliopsida; Solanales; Solanaceae
Product: fatty acid amide hydrolase-like
Exons: 10
Coding region: 314-1300 (328 amino acids)
Biological process (GO): N-acylethanolamine metabolic process
Cellular component (GO): membrane
Molecular function (GO): N-(long-chain-acyl)ethanolamine deacylase activity
Source: RefSeq, a predicted model, not a curated record
AUCAAAAAAUUAAGAGCAUUUAUUUUCAAGAUCAUUAUUUGUAAUUUGCUGAAGUUUAAAGUAGUUGGUAGUUGAGACCAUUUCUAAGUUCCUACUUUCGGGACCAAAGACAAAGUACGAACAUAGAAUCGCAUGAGAAUUCUUAGUUAGUAGGAGUAACAUUUAAAGUAACUGUCGCUGUCAGGAUGAAAAAUUAGGAAAUCAUUGUUGACUCUUCAAUGGUUCUUCGUUGCUAUUGGUCUUAGGCAGAAAAAGCCGUUGUUUGCGACAUCCAGUGCUCUGUGAAGCAAGUUUCAAACAAUUUGACUUAAAAAUGGGGAAAAAGCAAGUGAUGGUGCCGGUUAAUGAAGUAGACCUCACUGAAGUGAAAUAUGUGCCGGAAAAAUUUGAAGCUCCACAUUUGACUGGUUUUUGGUUCAAGUUGUUUGUUAAAGUAAUGGAGGCACCUUUAAUUGGCUCUUUAAUUACCACUCACCUGAAGCAGAAGAAUGGAAUGACUGAGAUUCUCAAGAAUACCGUGAUCCCGGAGGUGCCCAUGUUCAUUCCCCAGUUCCCUCUUCAAGAUCCAGAGCCUGGUGUUGUUUGCUUAGAAGAAGAUGUAAAACCUGAAGAACGGAUUGAUUUAGCCUUGAAGUGUCUUCCACAUUAUGAUCCUUCUAGCAGUUGGAAUUCUGGUUCAGGAGAACCGUUCCCAUUCCGCUACUGGAAAAUUCGUGAUUAUGGAUAUGCUUACAGAUCUAAGUUUACGACCCCAUCUAUGGUUGCAGAGCAUUUUAUCUCAGCAAUAGAGGUACUUAAUGAUAAGCAGCCCUCAGCACCAUUAUUAAUCUCCUUCAACCCCAAGGAGGUGAGAAGGCAAGCUGCAGCUUCCACUCAAAGAUUUGAAGAAGGAAUACCAUUGUCGAUCUUGGAUGGAAUUUUAAUUGCAGUCAAGGAUGACAUUGAUUGCUUUCCUCAUCCUUCAAAGGGUGGUUCUACAUGGUUUCAUGAGGUUCGCCAGGUAAACACAGAUGCAGUUUCUGUGUCAAGAUUACGAAGCAGUGGUGCAAUUUUAGUAGGAAAGACAAAUAUGCAUGAGUUUGGUAUGGGCACAACAGGGAAUAAUCCGAAUUACGGUACACCUGGAAAUCCGCAUAAUCCAAAAAGAUACACAGGUGGUUCUUCCUCAGGUUCAGCUGCAAUUGUCGCUUCUGGAUUGUGUUCAGCAGCAUUGGGAACAGAUGGUGGAGGUUCAAUACGAAUUCCUGCUUCUCUUUGCGGGGUUGUCGGCUUGAAAACACAUUUGGACGGACUGACCUGA